AUGGACGAGUGCGGUUUCAACCUGGGGGCCAAGUGCCUCGAGCGCAGGUGUCGCCGGGAAGCACCAACCCCAAAGAAUGCACAGAAAUCCCCCACCUCACCCACUAGCGACCACAUGUCUGUCAUCACCUUCAUCGGCACUACCCUCCGCUCCCGCUCCCGUACGCACCUGUUGUCGUCUAUCAAGGGGCAAAAACUCAUGGAAACAUGGUUUAGGGUGGACAAGGAGGUUGGAGCAGCUGGCCCAGCCAACGCCGACUCUGGUUUUCUCCAACACCUUUCAUUCAUGAAGAAAGUGGCCUUUUGGAGGGCCUUCGACCCCUCAUACCCGCCCAGCUGCAGACAACGGUUCGUCAUUCUUCUUCGUGUGCUCAUCAUGGAUGGGCACGAGAGCUCACAUUAUGGUCGACUUCUCUCGAAAGCCUGCUGGGAGCGGAAACAUCAACGUGCUCAUAUCUGCCAGGCCAAGACUCAGUGGCAAGUUCCAGCCAAUUAUUGGACGUAG
Molecule: messenger RNA, 504 nt
Organism: Cryptococcus wingfieldii CBS 7118
Lineage: Eukaryota; Fungi; Basidiomycota; Tremellomycetes; Tremellales; Cryptococcaceae
Exons: 1
Coding region: 1-504 (167 amino acids)
Source: RefSeq, a predicted model, not a curated record